Messenger RNA from Cornus florida, 1897 nucleotides. RefSeq lists its product as uncharacterized. The record is from RefSeq and is a predicted model, not a curated record. Lineage: Eukaryota; Viridiplantae; Streptophyta; Magnoliopsida; Cornales; Cornaceae. The coding region runs from base 791 to 1285 and encodes 164 amino acids. The transcript is spliced from 10 exons.
AUUCCUAACACCUUCAGCCGCUCUCUCUCCUUCCAUCACAGCUUUGUCGCCCUUCCAUCACUGGUCUAGCCCUUCCAUCACCGAUCAUCACGUCUCUCUCCUUCCAUCACAGCUCUCUCGCCCUUCCAUCACCGAUCAUCACGUCUAUCGCCCUUCCAUCACUGGUCUCGCCCUUCCUUCCAUCACCGAUCAUCACGUCUCUCUCCCAUCACAGCAUUCCAAAACUGGUGGCUUGGUUUAGAGAGACAAAGUCAUUGCUACUGCACACACAGAGAGAGAAAGAGUCAUCGUUGGGGGUUUCCAAAACCUCGUCUACACUAACAGAUCGGACGAAAAAAAAUUUAGCUUUGUUUGUGCAGAGUCGACAGACGAGACUCUCUUCGCGAAAGCCCUAGCUCCUUACCCCCGAGCACUGGACAUCGUGAAAGCCUUGGAUAGCUCAUUGCCUCCUCCUUACAACUUUCUGAAGUCUAAACAAGGAAGGAUAAAUAAUAAGCUGACAAUGAAACGAACGGUUAAUGACGUGGAAAAAGUGAGUGAACAAAAUACUGAAGCUUCAACUUCAAAAUCAUCCCAACCACCGUCGAAGAAGAGACGGGACCCGACACGAUGCAAGAAUGUCGUAAACGCGACAACCUUAUUACCAUUAAGGGUUAAUAAGUUUGGACAGCCGAUCGGCCCUGGAAGUGGUACAUAUACUAAUUAUUUGGGAACACUUGCCCGGAAAGCUAAUUUAGCUCCUUUGUGCUACAAAACUUGGUGGGAGAUGCCUAAAUAGCUGAAGGAGGAUAUGUGGAACGUUGUAAAGGAAAAGUAUGAUGUGGGAAUCAUGUCAAAACAUUGGACAAUAUCCUCCAUCGGAAAAAAAUGGAGGGGGUACAAGUGUGAAUUAAAAAGUGAAUAUUACUCGAUUAAGGAUACAGAUGCAAAAAGAUUGGCAAACCCACCACCUGAUGUUGAAAAGGAGCAUUGGGAAUUUUUGGUUAGGCAUUGGGGUACACCUAUGGCGAAGGAGGUCAGUAAAAAAAACGAAGAACGUCGUGGGAAGCAGACAAUGAUGCAUACUACAGGGACAAAAAGCUUUGCACGUGUUUCUGCCGAGAUUGAGGAAGACGAAGGUAUUCAGCUUUCUCGUGCAGAUUUAUUCAUUCGCACACAUGUAAAUAAGGAUGGCAAAGCUACUGAUGCUGCUGCUUCGGAGAUGAUUGAAAACAUAAAAGUACUUCAAAAAAAAGUUACUCUAACUCGCCUAUUGGCAGUUCCAAUGAUUUGUUCUCCAUUGUGAGGGGAGAAGAGAGAACUGGUCGUGUGCGGAUGCUUGGCUUCGGGCCUACACCAAGCGAUGUUUGGCGGCCCUCUCCUAGUAAAGCUGAACUGAUUAAUAAUGCGAAAAAAUCUGAUGAGGAGGCACGUGCUGCACGCGUAGAAUUGCAGGAGACCAUAUCAAAAAUGCAAGCCGACCAUGACAACAAUUUGGAAAAUUUACGAGCCAACUAUGAUGACAAGUUGGAAAAUUUACAACAACAGGUGGCUAUGCUAAUGCAAAUGCAACAACAAAAUUGUAGUGGAUAGGGUUCUGAUUCGUUAAAUGCUCCUCCUAGAGUAUCCCUAAAUUCAUUAUCUAGUCGUGAUGCCAAUUUAGUUAAGGGUAAUUCAAAUCAAAUAGGCAAGAAGACUUGUUGAAGUUGAAGUUGAAGUUGAAGAUGGGGUCGUGGCUAUGUUUGCUGAAUUUCCUUCGCCUUGGAUGGGUUCUUUUUGAAAAACUUGUACUACUUUUGUCAAAAAUUGUUAAUUCUUUUUGUCUGACAUUUAGUAGCUUUAUUUAGACAAUUUGGAUGGUAUAUUAGCAGGUUAACUUGUGGUUGUAUUAGUAUACAUUUUUGCUUUUUGGUUGACA